AUGUCUGGCGAACCCGAACCAAGGCGCUCAGUGCGCGCGACAAAGGGCCAGCACACAAAGUCCUUUGACGAACUCGAGCAGCCCAUUGUCCCGAAACGACGCCAAACAAAGAAGUCGAGGAAGGCACAGGACGAGGCAGAGCAGUCCCAAGAGCCCGAGGAGAUCAUCCGGUGCGUCUGCGGCGCUACAGAGCAGGACGAGGACUCAGGCGAGGCCUGGAUCUCGUGUGAGACAUGCUACGCCUGGCAGCAUAAUGUUUGCGUUGGUGUGAGCUCAUACGAAGAUGAGAUCCCAGAGUACUACUGGUGCGAGCAGUGCCGCCCACAGGACCACAAAGAGCUACUGGACGGCAUUGCCAAGGGAGAGGAGCCAUGGAUUGCUCGGCGCAAGGCUCACGAGGAAGAGGUGGCAAGUAGAAAGAGGAGGGGCGGCAGGAAACCCAAAGCUAAGCGUACAAGUGAUCCCAAAGACGAGGUUGAAAAAGAUGGCCGUGGGAAGGCCAAGGCGUCGCCAGCCCCGGACGCUUCAGCGAAAGACAGACGGGAGUCUGGUGGUCGGCCAGGCAAACGAAAGUCGCGAGACGACUCUCAGGACGGCGACUCCAAGAACUCCAAGUUGCGACGCGUUUCCGCAAAUGACUCAAAUGCCAGCGGCGUCCAAUAUACGCCACCUGUUGAUCUUGCCACAUCUAUAUCCGACUUGCCAACCGCCAGGGCGGGCCCCGCAAAGGCCCUUAGGAAGUCAAUCUUGCACGUACUGUCAUCAAUGGAGAAGAAUAAUUCCCUGAAAGUUCCCAAAGAUAGCACGGCGGAUAGCAUGGCGGAGACAUAUGCCCUCCAGAUCGAGCGAGCUGUCUUUGACACUCACCCAGCCACCAAGGGCCAAAAGGAGUACACUCAGCAGAUAAAGUCGCUGUCGUUCAACCUGAAGAACAACCCGGAACUAGUUGAUGGGUUAGUUCACAAGGCCCAUUCUCCGGCUGGGCUGGCCGUCAUGACUUCGGAACAGCUUGCGUCUGCAGAAAUGCAAAAACAAACCGCAGAAAUGAAGGCGCGGGCAGAGAAGCAGUCUAUCCUGUAUACCGGAGAUACGGGCCCGCGCGUUCGCAGGACGCACAAAGGCGAGGAAGUUGUCGAGGACGAUAGUAUGCCGAAUACGAGCGAGCUCCCGAUACCUCGUGGAGGUGGCGCUCGACGCGGUGCCAACACCGACGCCAGCCAAACAAUAAAGCGCGAGUCGAUGAGCACUGACUACGACAUGGCCCAAUCACCCAAGCAACACGAAGAUCAGCGCUCUCCCAGCCAGUCCAAGUUUGACAUCUCAGAAGUCUUUUCUCAAGUCAAGUCACCGACUCAAGCACACCGUCGCCGGCCAUCCGCGCCAGUCCUCAACACGUCCGGCCCCGGUUUCGACCCGGACGUCGACCGGAUGCUAGAAGACGAGAAUGACUCGCCCCCUUAUUCGCCUACUGAAGACUCAGCCGACCCUGACAUUGUCUGGAGAGGGUCCCUGGCCAUGAGUUCGAUUGCUGACUUCCACGCGACCGGAAAACACGUUGGCGGCGCCAACUUUGCCAACUUGGGACACUGGUCCAAGCUCAUUCCAAAGCGCAUGGCAGUAGCUGGCCGAAUUACGGAGCAGAGUGCCAUUGAAUAUCUAUGCAGUCUUCGUUAUAGCAGCCUGACAGAUAUUGUGGUCGUCGGGUUGGCUCCCACCUCUCCAGAAGCGCAGCCUGAAUACAACGCGUUGGUGGACUACUUUGUCAGCAAGAAGCGAUACGGCGUUGUCGGAAACAAGGUCGCAGGUAAUGUUCGCGAUACAUAUCUCGUGCCUGUUCCUCCUGGGGAGAAUAACCAUCCAGAGUUCAUGUUGAACCUUGUGGAUAACUUUAUUCCCAAGACACGAACCGAACCCAUGCUACUGGCAGUCUUUGUGUACCGAAACGAUCCUUCCGAGACUAUCCAGCCAAAGAAUGAAUCUGCAGCCUCUCCCUUGACGCCUGCAGUAGCCACCGCGCUGAACACUGCGGUCCCUGCGCAGCGAAGCAACUCUAUACCCGGCCCUGCAUUCUCCCCCGCCACGCCGCAAGGUAGCUUUGCCGGCUCUCCGUCCAACGGAAACACACCAGGACACUUCGCAACACCGAUUCCGUCGCAUCUUGCGCAAGGGCACAUGCCGCCGGCACCAACGCCGCCGAACGCCUCGAACCUGACCAGCCCCCCGCCACCAUUUGCUCAAAUGACAGAGGCCCAAAAGGUCCAAGCACAGCAGGCCGGCCAGCACGUUGCCCAAGAGGUCUUGGGCGCCUUUGUCAAGGUCCCUACCGUUCAGUUCCUCCUUCCUCAAGCGCACCAGAUGUCUCGCCGCGAGUGGGAGAUUAUCAAGUUCAUCUACGAGCGGGAGCCCAAAGCGCAAGAAGAUCUCCAAUACCUGAGCGUGCAGUUGGAGAAGCACGGAGGGCCAAAGAAUCCGUAA
Cordyceps fumosorosea ARSEF 2679 is the source of this 2475-nucleotide messenger RNA. RefSeq lists its product as hypothetical. The record is from RefSeq and is a predicted model, not a curated record. Gene Ontology annotation, cellular component: nucleus. Gene Ontology annotation, biological process: transcription elongation by RNA polymerase II; transcription elongation by RNA polymerase I; DNA-templated transcription. Bases 1 to 2475 code for a protein of 824 amino acids. Gene Ontology annotation, molecular function: RNA polymerase II transcription regulatory region sequence-specific DNA binding. The transcript has 3 exons. NCBI's taxonomy places the organism in Eukaryota, Fungi, Ascomycota, Sordariomycetes, Hypocreales, Cordycipitaceae.